This is a messenger RNA of Miscanthus lutarioriparius, 1104 nucleotides long. The record is from the annotation of a GenBank genome assembly. NCBI's taxonomy places the organism in Eukaryota, Viridiplantae, Streptophyta, Magnoliopsida, Poales, Poaceae.
AUGAACAGCCUGUCCGCAUUAUGUAAGAACAUUGACAUUGAAGCUACAGGGCAUAAUACCUCUCCAGCAAUUUUUCCAAAGUUAAAGACGAUGUGUUUGCAGAAAUUGCCAAAGUUCGAGAGAUGGGCAGAAAACAGCGCAGGAGAGCCUAAUAGCUUGGUGGUGUUUCCUCAGCUGGAACAGCUGCGCAUCAUCGACUGCAACAAAAAUGCAACUUUUCUAGAAAGCCCCGCUCUCACUUUUCUAGAAUGUUACAACAGUAAGCCUGUUCCUAUGGGCAUACCUUUGGGAUCUUCUCCAUCUCUUGUCCGAUUGGACGUUGGGAUGCUGGUAGACAUGGUGAUGCCUGUAAAGGAUCAUCAAAACCAAAGCCAAAUACCUCCGCUGGACUGCCUGAGAAGUUUACGUGUACGAAAUGACAAUGGCUUCAUAUCAAUGUUCAACUCAUCCAAAUUGCAGCUUGAGCUUGGGGAUUGCUUGGCUUUCUUGGAACAAUUGGAAAUCUGGUCAUGCAACAAUAUUUUGCACUGGCCAGUGGAGUUGUUCCGAUGCUUGGUUUGCCUGCGACCUCUGGAUAUUGAAUACUGCAACAAACUAGAGGGGAAGGGCUCAUCAUCCGAGGAAAUCCUUCCUCUGCCCGAGUUGGAAAGGCUAUACAUAUUUAGAUGUGAUAGUUUGCUGGAGAUUCCGAAGCUGCCCGCUUCACUUGGGAAACUGUUUAUUGAAUCGUGCAAAAAUUUGGUGGCGCUGCCUUCAAACCUUGGAGAUCUGCCAAAAUUGAGCCAUUUCAGUCUGGUGGGCUGCGAUGAACUGAAAGCGCUGCCUGACGGGAUGGAUGGCCUCACUUCUCUUGAGCGAUUGACUAUCGAGUAUUGCCCUGGGAUUGAUAAAUUUCCGCAGGGCCUUCUCCAGCAGCUCCGGACCCUCAGAUCCCUGUACAUAUCGGGCUGCUCCAACCUGCAGAGACGUUGCAGGGAAGGUGGGGAGUACUUCGACUAUGUCUCUCCAAUUACAGAUAAAGUCAUACCCGCAGCAACAGAACCCCAAAUGAAGUCCAUGAUGAGGUUCGUCCCCUUGUGUGGUGGUGGCUCUGAGAGUAAUUGA